ACAGAGACUUUGGAUUGUAGUUUUGUAGCUAAGAACAACUGAGAUAAACUGGCUGAGACUACCACUUGAACGCUGUACACUUGAUAGAGAACUGUUAGGAUGGGAAAUAGUGCAUUAAAAGCCCACCUGGAGACAGCACAGAAAACUGGUGUGUUUCAGCUAACGGGAAAGGAACUUACAGAGUUUCCUGAAGAUCUGCAGAAACUAACAAGCAACUUAAGGACGAUAGACUUGUCGAACAACAAAAUAGAGCUUUUGCCACCACUCAUUGGAAAAUUCUCCUUUUUGAAGAGCCUUGUUCUAAACAACAAUAAACUGACUGCUUUACCUGAGGAGCUGUGUAAACUGAAAAAACUGGAAACACUACACUUAAAUGGCAAUCACUUGAGGCAGCUACCGGCCGCAUUUGGACAACUUUCAGCUCUCAAAACCCUGAGCCUUUCUGGAAACCAGCUUCGGACUGUGCCUGCACAACUCUGUGGUCUUCACCACUUGGAUGUGGUAGAUCUUUCCAAAAACCAGAUCCAAAAUGUACCUGACACUGUGGGAGAAUUGCAGGCUAUUGAGCUCAAUUUGAAUCAGAAUCAGAUUUCCCAGAUCUCAGUGCAGAUCUCCCACUGUCCACGCCUCAAAGUCUUGCGUUUAGAAGAGAACUGUCUAGAACUCAGUAUGCUUCCUCAAAGUAUCCUCAGCGAUUCCCAGAUCUCACUGCUUGCAGUAGAAGGUAACCUCUUUGAAAUCAAGAAACUCAGAGAACUGGAAGGUUAUGACAAGUACAUGGAACGAUUUACAGCUACAAAGAAGAAGUUUGCAUGAUCGUUAUUCUGACCCUGUGUAUUCCCAGUAAGAAGAGUUAGUGACUGAAACACCUGCUUCACUGACUUAAACCAAGACUGAUGAAGGAGAUGAUCAGUGCACUCCUCCUGUAGUAGUCUGAUAUGAUCUGUUAAUGCUACAUUGAAUAAACUUGAACUAGAGAACAUGGGUAUUGAACUGAUGAACCUGCCCAGGGGCCAGUUCUGAUUUUUGUGCCACUAUAGCUUUUAACACAUGUUCUCCUUUGUCAGGCUCGUUAUUUCACAGAGGAAAGGAAUGAGCGUUUCAAGGUUGCCAGUUCCCUUUUGUCAGGAAGCUGGCUAUUGAUUUGCAAGGAUUAUUUCUCCUGGAAACACUUUUCUGUGAUAGCACAUGGAAGUUCUACCACC
Molecule: messenger RNA, 1205 nt
Organism: Opisthocomus hoazin
Lineage: Eukaryota; Metazoa; Chordata; Aves; Opisthocomiformes; Opisthocomidae
Source: RefSeq, a predicted model, not a curated record